AAUAGGGAAUGCAUUUGGCCCCGAAUAUAAUUUACCAGUAUUAAUAUUAUAUUGUAUCAAUGGCAAUAAAUAAACAACAUUAGUCUAUAACAGAGUUUUACUGCAUUCCACACAGCAAAACACACUAACCCUUAAACCCUAACUCUCUCCGUCGCAAUGAAAUCCGUCGGCGUUCUAAUGGCCAUCCCAAUGCCGAGCAACCUCGCCGAAAAACUCGCCAACCGUUUCAACCUCUUCAAACUCUGGACCUAUUCUUCCAUCGAAGCUUUUUCCGAAACGCACGCCGAUUCAGUUCGUGCAUUCGUUUGCGACGCCAAAUCCUGUGCCGACGCAAAAACUAUCGACUCUCUUCCGAAUCUGGAGAUUGUUUCCACUAACAGCGUUGGAUUUGAUAAAAUUGAUAUCGGGAAAUGCAGAGAGAGAGGAAUUCGAGUUACUAAUACGCCUGAUGUGUUGACGGAUGAUGUUGCUGAUCACGCUAUUGGUCUUGCUUUGGCUGUGUUCAGGAAGAUUCCGAAUAGUGAUGGCUUUGUCAAGAAUGGGCUUUGGAAACAUUCUCAUUAUCCAUUAACUACAAAGUUUAGUGGUAAAGAAGUUGGAGUUGUUGGUUUGGGAAGAAUAGGUUCAGCAAUAGCAAAGAGAGCUGCAGCAUUUGGGUGUCCAGUUAGUUACCACUCAAGAUCUCAAAAACCAGAGGCAGGAUCAUACAAGUAUUACCCUAACAUCCUUGAUUUGGCAGCUAACUCUCAAGUACUUGUUGUCGCAUGUGCUCUAACCGAACAAACGCGACAUAUUGUGAACCGUGAAGUUAUUGAUGCAUUGGGCCCAAAAGGGGUUAUUGUCAACAUUGGACGUGGACCGAUCAUCGACGAACUCGAACUUGUGUCUGCUUUGGUCGAAGGACGGUUAGGUGGAGCAGGCCUUGAUGUGUUUGAGAAUGAACCCGAUGUUCCGGAGGAGUUAUUGAGCCUUGAUAAUGUUGUGCUCACUCCUCAUGUAGCAAGUGAUACUGAAGAAACUUGCAAAGACAUGGCAGAUCUUGUGAUUGCAAACUUGGAGGCUCACUUUAGUGGCAAGCCACUUUUGACACCAGUCUUGUGAUUUCAUUGAUUGACUUAUUAUAUAUUGAAUAUUGGUGCCAAUGUUACAUAAUUUAUGGUGUUCUGGACAUUUCUUGGCUGAUGCUGGACGCAUGAUUUUAUUCAAAUAAAGCUUGUCUUUCAUUGCUGUUCUUGUAUGCAAGAAAAAAUAUGUAACAACAUCUCAAAUGCUGUCUCUUCCAUGGGUUGCAUAAUUUAAGCAAACGUUCGCCUCUUUUUCUCUUUCUA
Molecule: messenger RNA, 1328 nt
Organism: Lathyrus oleraceus (garden pea)
Lineage: Eukaryota; Viridiplantae; Streptophyta; Magnoliopsida; Fabales; Fabaceae
Product: glyoxylate/hydroxypyruvate reductase A HPR2
Exons: 2
Coding region: 157-1101 (314 amino acids)
Cellular component (GO): cytosol
Molecular function (GO): glyoxylate reductase (NADPH) activity; NAD binding; hydroxypyruvate reductase [NAD(P)H] activity
Source: RefSeq, a predicted model, not a curated record